GCAUCAUACAUGACCAACUCGCCCACCGUGAUCGUAUUGAUCGGCCUUCCCGCCAGAGGAAAGACUUACAUAUCUAAGAAGCUGACGCGCUACCUCAACUGGAUCGGGGUUCCCACGAAAGUGUUUAACCUGGGCGUUUACAGACGCGAGGCGGUACAGUCCUACAAGUCCUUCGACUUCUUCCGUCAUGAUAAUGAAGAGGCCAUGAAAAUCAGGAAACAGUGUGCCAUCGUGGCUCUAGAGGAUGUGAAGGGUUACCUGAACGAGGAGGGAGGGCAGAUCGCUGUUUUUGAUGCCACGAACACAACGAGAGAGAGACGAAACCUCAUCCUGGGUUUUGCGCAGGAGAACGCGUAUAAGGUGUUUUUUGUCGAGUCACUCUGUGACGACCCAGAAGUCAUUGCUGCCAACAUACUGGAUGUGAAGGUUUCCAGUCCGGAUUACCCUGAGAGACACAGAGAGAGCGUGAUGGAGGACUUCCUGAAGAGAAUCGAGUGCUACAAAGUCACAUAUCAGCCGUUAGAUCCUGAUGAACAUGACAAGGACCUGUCCUUCAUCCAGGUGAUUAACGUCGGUCAGCGUUUCCUGGUGAACAGAGUCCAGGAUUAUAUCCAGAGUAAGAUCGUCUACUACCUGAUGAAUAUUCACGUUCAGAAACACUCCAUCUACCUCUGCCGGCACGGGGAGAGCCAACACAACGUGCAGUGCUGCAUCGGCGGAGACUCUGAGCUCUCCUCCAGUGGGAAAGAGUUUUCUAAAGCCCUGCGCGUGUUCCUGGAAAACCAGAAGAUUCCAGACCUGAAGGUAUGGACCAGCCAGCUCAGACGCACUAUCCAGACUGCGGAGGAGUUGGCCGUCCCAUACGAGCAGUGGAAAAUACUCAACGAGAUCGACGCCGGCAUUUGUGAGGAAAUGACAUAUGAGAAGAUAAAAGAAACGUACCCGGAUGAAUAUUCUCUCAGAGAUCAGGACAAGUACCAUUACAGAUACCCAGGAGGAGAGUCGUAUCAGGACCUGGUGCAGCGCUUGGAGCCGGUUAUCAUGGAGCUGGAGAGACAAGGCAAUGUUCUGGUCAUCUGCCACCAGGCCGUCAUGCGCUGCCUCCUCGCCUACUUCCUGGACAAGAGUGCUGAUGAUUUGCCGUAUCUGAAGUGCCCCCUCCAUGCGGUUAUGAAACUGACACCAGUGGCUUACGGCUGUAAAGUUGACAAGUUUGACCUGAAAGUAGAAGCUGUAAACACACACCGGGACAGACCACUCGGAAGCACCAGACAAGAAUUGCCGCCCACUCUGCUGAGGAGAAACAGCUUUACGCCACUGUCUAGUCAGGAUCAAGUCAAACGACCUCGUCUCUUCAGCGUCGGCAACCCGCCCCGGAUAAGCAGCAUUCCUGCCGUGCCCUCCACACGACUCCCUCAGGCACAGGAGAAUGAGGAACUGAACGAGAGCCAGGAAGUACUGAACUGCUUCAGACCAGCAGACUCCAUCCAAGAGUGACAACACAAACCACAAGUUGUCUGACGGCCCUCACCAAUUAAACCAAACGCUUUCUGCAGACAUGAUUCAACUGUGUCUGACGCCCACUCAAAAUCAGCAGCAUAAACACUGCGUUACGUAACGCACAUGAGUGACAUCCAUCCAUCCUCCUCAACCUUCAUCCGUCGAGCGUUUGGAAGUACGGUAAAUCAACAUUAACAAUUAAUGCAAGGAAAAUUGACACAUAUUUAAUAGAUUGACAGCUUGUGGCACCAAUUAAACCACAGUUGAACUGAUUGAGUGGGCGUGUCUCGUGCCAGCCAAGCUGAUUGGCUCUCCAGGAUCAGAAUUCUUAAAGACACAGUGCACUUCCUGAAACUGAUCUAAAAGCGAAUGUUCAAGCACUCUUUUAGUUGUCGUAGCAUAUAUUUUGUCCCGUGGUCUUAAUAAUGCUUUAGUUAUAUGAUUGAUUGAGGCCAAAUUGGAUAAUUCUGUAAAUAUUUGUCGUGGUUUUAGCUGUUAAUUGUUUGUGCUGUCGUUAUUUCCUCGUAUAGACUCAUUCUGCUUUUUGAUGUUGUGCAGAAUGUUUUAUUGAAUAUAAUGAAUGUGAAACGAGGAAGGGUUUGUGAAAUUUACUAUGGUUUUUUUCUCCAAUGAAG
Messenger RNA from Pimephales promelas (fathead minnow), 2135 nucleotides. Lineage: Eukaryota; Metazoa; Chordata; Actinopteri; Cypriniformes; Leuciscidae. The record is from RefSeq and is a predicted model, not a curated record.